GCUGAAAACAAUCAAAACCACGUGUCAUUCUCCUGUAGUUUUGUUUUUGUCGAACCAAAAGCGCGACAACAACUCUAGAGACGAGCGCUGAUUGAUUUCCCUGAAGCAACUUUUUUAAAUCAAAUUUUCUAAAUCAGAGAAUCAGCAGCAUUGGCCGUAACUAAAAAGAUGUGUCACUGGUGACUUUUCCCUCGGAGCUACGAGUAAACAGCCGACAUUACUUUUUUCAGAGGACGUUACAUAUUUUUGGAGUAACGAGCCUGACGCUGACGAGCGGUUGUGCGUCUUGGAGAGGGCAGGGACGCCGGAGACGCGCAACGGCAUCAGCAGCAGCAGCAGCAGCGCAGUCUGUUUGGAGCCACCGGUUGAGAUCAUUCAACACUCCGAGCACCGACUGUCUGAACCGAUUGUGGGAUACAAAUCGACGACCUCCGCCUCUCUGAAAUCUUCCUAAACAAACGAUGGACAUCCUCCUCGGCCCCUUAAAUAGCCACGAAAGCGUCGGAUGAGUGAAAUCGGAGAUGCUGCGCACCACGGCCAAAAUCCUGGAUCUCUUUUGAACAGGACUGUGGGUGUGUGCGCGUCGGGCUCGCCGUUACCUCCAGACUGCACUCGCCAACUUCCCCCGCUUUCCAUCAAGUCAUGUCUGAUACAGAGCGAUGGGCAAGUUUGACGACAACGAGAGGAUAAUCCUCAACGUCGGGGGCACCAGGCACGAAACCUACAAAACCACCCUGAAGACCCUGCCGGGGACGCGACUGGCCCUGCUCGCCUCCGACUCGGACAUCGACUCCGUGCUGGAUCAGCUGCAACAAGUCCCCGGCUUCAUCGAGUACAACGCGCGGACCAACGAGUACUUCUUCGACCGCCACCCGGGUGUCUUCGCCUACGUGCUCAAUUACUACCGCACCGGGAAACUCCACUGCCCGGCGGAUGUGUGCGGACCGCUGUUUGAAGAGGAGCUCUCCUUCUGGGGCAUCGAUGAGACGGACGUGGAGCCCUGCUGCUGGAUGACAUACCGGCAGCACCGGGACGCGGAGGAGGCUCUGGACGUGUUCGAGCUCAACGUGGACAACGGGGACGAGGACGAUGAGAUAGGGAAGAGGCUCGGCAUCGAGGAUGUGGCUGCCGACGGUAAUGUCAGCCUGUGGAGGAAGUGGCAACCGGUGAUCUGGAAUCUAUUCGAGGAUCCGUACUCCUCCAGGGCGGCGAGGUUUAUUGCCUUUGCGUCUUUGUUCUUCAUCCUGGUCUCCAUCACCACCUUCUGCUUGGAAACUCAUGAAGCUUUCAACACCAUCAUCAAUAAAACUGAGCUGGUGCGGAACAGCAGCAUGCCGGACUCAGGCCCGCAGUACGAGAUUGAAACUGAUCCUGCGCUCACCUACGUGGAGGGCGUAUGUGUCUUCUGGUUCACCAUUGAGUUCCUAGUGCGUGUGACCUUCUGCCCGGUCAAGUUGGAGUUUGUUAAGAGCGUUCUCAACAUCAUCGAUUUCGUGGCUAUCUUGCCUUUCUACUUGGAGGUAGGGCUCAGUGGCCUGUCUUCAAAGGCUGCCAAGGAUGUGUUGGGUUUCCUCAGGGUGGUGCGCUUUGUUCGGAUCCUGCGUAUCUUCAAGCUAACACGUCAUUUCGUGGGGCUAAGGGUGCUAGGCCACACAUUACGGGCCAGCACCAAUGAAUUCCUGCUGCUUAUCAUCUUCCUGGCGUUGGGAGUGUUAAUUUUUGCAACCAUGAUCUAUUACGCCGAACGAAUUGGCGCUAAGCCCAAUGACCCCACUGCAAGCCUCCACACUAAGUUCAAGAACAUCCCCAUUGGAUUCUGGUGGGCCGUGGUGACCAUGACGACAUUAGGCUAUGGUGACAUGUAUCCAGAGACCUGGUCAGGCAUGGUUGUUGGCGCACUGUGUGCCUUGGCCGGUGUGCUGACGAUAGCUAUGCCUGUGCCCGUUAUCGUCAAUAACUUUGGGAUGUACUACUCCCUGGCCAUGGCCAAGCAGAAGCUGCCCAAGAAGAGGAAGAAACACAUCCCACAGGUGGUGCAGGGAGGGUCCCCAACCUACUGCAAAGCUGAUCUGAACACUACCUGCAACAGCACUCAAGGUGACCUGUGCCACGUUAAGGGAAGCAGGGUACUUGAACGCAACCGCUCAGUGCUGUCAGCAGACUGCAGCGGGGGCAGUGACCUGACCAUGUCUCCAGAGGAGAGGGUCCCCAUGCGAAGGUCCAGCACCCGGGAGCAGGACCGCAGGAGUGGGGGGACGUGCUUCCUGCUCGCUGCUAGUGACUACACCUGCCCGACAGACGGAGGGCUACGAAAAACAGAUAACUGCAAAGAGGUUGUCUUUACUGGUUUCACACAAGCAGAGAGCAGCGUUCUAUCUUAAUGGCUUUGGGGGAAGGCACCGCCAUGGUGGAAAGACAAUUCAUUUCCUGUUUGAAUGACGGUGGGAUAAGUCAUCAGUAUGAGGACCUAUUGCAGUGGGAGGACCACCAUUUGGAGCCAUAAGGCCGCUCCUACGGGACAAUAUGGAACGAGGAGGCACGCAAAAAACCCAUUGACUGACAGCCGCCCAGCCAAUGGCUCAGUGAGCGGGAAAGGAACUUAACGAUCAACAGGAAAUCCUCGGAGGACUUUGAUCAGCAUUUAUCCUCAUUUCUCUUUUUGUUUUGAAACCGUGGAGGAAAAAAAAAGAGCAAAAGCAAACUGGACACGUCCUCAAAAGAGACUAUCUACUGUAUAGAUAUUGCUCCUGUAUAUAAGACAACAACACAGCACAUCUGGGCCAUGCGGCUCCGUCCACACAUCUGUCUUUUUGAUGGCAAGAGAGGUAACGAGGUGGUUGGUUGCUACGAUGCGCCGUGACACUCAACGUCAAUCACUUUUCUUGCUGUGGUAUCCCUCCUCGCAAUAAGUGUAUUAAGAUGUAUCAGUUGAGGCACAUUGUGUUCUAAAAAUGGAGUGUAUUCAUAUAUGAAAUUCUACAUACAGUAUAUACAGUAUAGAGAGACAAACGUGCUAAGUUGAAUAAAUGUGACAUUAUGGUCAUCUCUGCUUUUGUUUCCCUUGGUAAUUUUCAGUAGGUUAAUUGCUCUGCUGUGUGUUAAUGUGUGUGUGUGCGUGUGUGUGUGUAUCCUUAAACUCCAGGGUAAGAUCUGCAGUUUGAAAGGCCAGGUCAGCCGAUACCAAUGAGUGGACGUGAUGCCGUCACUCUUCCAGUUAGUUUUAGCACAAACACGAAUGAGACAGAGUUCCCCUGUGAUGCAGUCGCCGUUGUAGAAGUCCCUUCCCCGGACCUCCUCCCACACCGUGUAUUUAACAUGCAACUACCCUGCAUUGUGCUGCAGAUGUUCGUCGUCUCACAAACCAAAUUAUUCUUACCAAACUACUCCUCAUAACUCCUGGUGGCUAAGAAACAAAAAAACAUUAUAACUUGAUUCUUCCAAACUUUUCCCUGUGUGGGAGUGGAGCAAAAGUGUAGCAGAAGUUUACCAAGUUAUAUAAAGUGGGACUUCUAGAAUGGCUACAUCUGCACAGUAGCAAUCCCAUGUACCCAAAACAGUCAGAUCGGAUUUGCAAUAAGCACCCGAAAACAAAAACGCCGAUCCACACUGUGAUUUCAGCAGCCCGGUAAAACAAGAAGGCAAAAGGCAAAGCGAGUGUUAACGCAGCUCUAUAAGCUGAGUGGCAGGUGGCAAAACAUCGUGUUGGUUGCGACCUGCACAGUUGUUGGCUAGCUGUCAAGUGUCACCCUGUACCCACAAUCCUCCUCGUGUAGUACACACGCUGCUUUACUCUUUGAAUUGACAAAGGGGUACCGUUCUUUGUGUAUUUUUAGGAUGACGUUGUAACUUGAAGAAAAAAAAAAAGGUGUUUAUUUUUUUGAAUCCAGAACAUGUAUUUUUGUGUCUUUUAUUGUUGAGUACAUUGCUCUUACCUGUAAAAGUCAUGGUAGUCUGAUGCUGUGCUUCUCCAUCGUGUCCUCAAUCUGUCAGGCUUUUGAUCCGAGUUCAUGUUUUGUAUGUUUUACUGUGAGGAAAAUUCUAGUUUGAAGUCUGUAUUUGUGGAGCCUUUUGUUGGCAUUCUAAAGUGCAUGCUGAAAAAAAAAACCAUUAUGUCAAGUUGUAAAAAAAAUAAAAAAUAAAUAAGAUGACAUACUGUAUAUCAUGUUCAAAACAAUGUGUAUAGAGUAAAGGUAAAUGAUAUGUGAGAGAUUCACAUAAACUAUUUAUCUUUUAAAUGAUUGUUUCUUUCUUUGCUUCGUCUGA
Messenger RNA from Larimichthys crocea (large yellow croaker), 4263 nucleotides. RefSeq names its product potassium voltage-gated channel, Shaw-related subfamily, member 2 (gene kcnc2). The transcript is spliced from 5 exons. Gene Ontology annotation, biological process: protein homooligomerization; action potential; potassium ion transmembrane transport. Gene Ontology annotation, cellular component: dendrite membrane; voltage-gated potassium channel complex; postsynaptic membrane. Gene Ontology annotation, molecular function: protein binding; delayed rectifier potassium channel activity. The record is from RefSeq and is a predicted model, not a curated record. Bases 660 to 2381 code for a protein of 573 amino acids. NCBI's taxonomy places the organism in Eukaryota, Metazoa, Chordata, Actinopteri, Sciaenidae.